Striga hermonthica is the source of this 3738-nucleotide messenger RNA. The record is from the annotation of a GenBank genome assembly. NCBI's taxonomy places the organism in Eukaryota, Viridiplantae, Streptophyta, Magnoliopsida, Lamiales, Orobanchaceae.
AUGGAUGAGAUUGAACUUUCAAGGAACCAAAUACCCGAAUGCAAUGAGGUUCCGAAAGCGGAUAAACCCAUGGAUUCGAUUGUUGAGAAACGGCAGAAAGUUCCAUUCUUUAGGCUUUUUGCUGCGGCCGAUAAAACUGAUUGUGUUUUGAUGUUUAUUGGAAGUGUUGGGGCUUGCUUGCAAGGCGUUGCACUUCCCGUGUUCUUUGUGUUGUUUGGCCGUAUUAUAAAUUCUCUGGGAAGCCUUUCAGCUAACCCUCACAGAUUCUCUUCAGAGGUGUCCAAGUAUGCUCUGUACUUAGUUUAUCUUGGAUUAGGUGUCUGGUUGUCGGCAUGGACAGGAGUUGCAUGCUGGACUCAAACUGGAGAAAGGCAAACUGCUCGGUUACGGCUUAAGUAUCUCGAAUCCAUACUUAAUAAGAACAUUCAGUUCUUCGACACAGAAGCAGAAAACCAAAGUAUAAUUUUCCACAUUUCAAGCGAUGCUAUACUCGUCCAGGACGCAAUAGGUGACAAGAUAUGCCACAGCUUGUGUUAUCUUUCCCAGUUUUUUGUGGGAUUUGCCCUCGGUUUUUCUUUGGUAUGGCAGCUAACGCUCGUCACAUUAGCUAUUGUCCCUUUAAUAGCCUUAGCUGGAGGGGCGUACACAAUAGUCAUGUCUGCUUUGUCCAAGAAGGGUGAAGAAUCAUAUGCACAAGCUGGGAAGUUAGCUGGAGAGGUUAUAUCCCAAGUUCGUACUGUAUACUCAUUCGUGGGGGAAGAAAGGGCCAUUGAAGCCUACUCAAACUCACUUGAAGAUGCCCUUAAACUUGCUAAGAAGACUGGCAUUGCAAAAGGGAUCGGCAUUGGAUUUACUUACGGACUUCUGUUUUGUGCUUGGGCUUUGCUUCUUUGGUAUGCAAGUAUCCUUGUUCGGCAUGGAGACACUAAUGGAGGAAAAGCAUUCACAACGAUUAUCAAUGUCAUCUACAGUGGAUUUGCACUUGGUCAAGCGGCCCCGAACCUUGCAGCCAUUUCUAAAGGCCGUGGUGCCGUUGCAAAUAUACUAAAGAUGAUUGAAAACGAUUACAGCCCAUCCGAAAAUCAGGACGAGGGUAUUGUACUGCAAAGAGUCGAUGGAAAAAUUGAUUUUUGUGACGUCUGUUUUGCCUACCCCUCUCGACCCGCGAUGGUUAUUGAUGAUCUGAACUUCUCAGCUUCUGCUGGAAAAUCAUUAGCAAUAGUUGGUCAAAGUGGUUCUGGAAAGAGCACCAUAAUAUCCAUGAUACAGAGGUUCUACAAUCCAAAUUCAGGAAGAAUUUUGCUCGACGGGCAUGACUUGGAACAGCUUCAGUUAAAGUGGUUAAGGUCACAGAUAGGACUUGUUAGCCAAGAACCGGCUCUAUUUGCCACGACUAUAGCCGAUAAUAUCAUGUUUGGGAAAGAAGGUGCCGAUAUGGAUCAAGUAAUCGAGGCUGCAAAAUUUUCUAACGCACAUCCUUUUAUUCAAGGUUUACCCGAUGGGUAUCAAACUCAGGUGGGAGAAGGUGGUACACAGCUAUCGGGAGGUCAAAAGCAGAGAAUUGCUAUUGCCAGGGCAAUUUUGCGCGAUCCGAGGAUCUUACUCUUGGACGAGGCCACUAGUGCACUUGAUGCCGAAUCAGAAUUACUUGUUCAACAAGCAUUAGACUCAGUCAUGGCAAACAGGACAACUAUAAUUAUCGCCCACAGAUUAUCCACCAUUCGAGACGCCGAUAAUAUUAUCAUUCUUAAAAACGGCAAAGUUGUCCAAACCGGGACACACAAAGAACUAAUGUCAAAACCCGGGGAAUAUUCAUCUCUGGUGCACCUUCAAGUAUCAGAACAAAAAACGAAUUCUGUUUCGUAUAAUCUUCCCAAAACGAGCACUUUUGUUGAAGAAUGUCAGCAGAAGUUGAAACUGAACACUUGCAACGAGGUGGAAAAGGGUAAUUCUGACAUUUCUACUCGAGAAAUAACGGACUCGAGUCCAGUUUGGGAGCUAAUCAAGCUUAACUCACCGGAAUGGCCUUAUGCCCUGUUUGGCUCGUUGGGCGCUAUCUUGGCCGGAAUGGAGGCACCUCUUUUUGCUCUUGCGAUUACGCAUGUUUUGACUGUUUUUUACUCGCGUGACGAUUCUGAAAUCAAAAGGGAGGUCAGGGAUAUUUCCUUCAUAUUCAUCGGGGCUGCAUUCGUGACUAUAUUUAUAUAUUUGCUGCAACAUUAUUUCUACACGUUAAUGGGCGAGCGCCUUAUUGCGCGUGUUCGCCUGAAAAUGUUUUCAGCAAUACUUUCUAAUGAAAUCGGAUGGUUUGACAAAAACGAGAACAACACUGGCACAUUGGCAUCCAAGUUAGCUACUGACGCGACGUUAGUACGAACCGCAUUAGCCGAUCGAAUAUCGACACUUGUCCAAAAUACGGCGUUAGUUAUAACCGCAUUCGUGAUCGCUUUUGUGCUGAGCUGGCGGAUUGCGGCUGUUGUGAUUGCCACUUUUCCUCUUCUCAUCGGUGCAAACAUAGCUGAGCAACUAUUUCUCAAGGGCUUCGGAGGGGAUUACGCGAGUGCAUAUCACGAAGCGACUGAAGUUGCACGCGAAGCACUCGCCAACAUACGAACCGUGGCUGCCUUCAGUGCCGAAGCCCAAACAACAGCCCGAUUUGCUUCCAAGCUUCACGGGCCGAGAAAACGGGCCCUACUCCGCGGCCACGUAUUGGGCUUCGGCUAUGGAAUAUCACUUUUCUUCGCGUACUCCUCGUACGCCGUGGGACUCUGGUACGCAUCGAUCCUCAUCCGGGACAAAAAGUCCGAAUUCGGCAACAUCAUGAAAUCUUUCAUGGUGCUUGUCAUAACCGCGCUAGCCGUGGCCGAGACGCUAGCCCUCGCGCCAAAUUUAGUCAAGGGAUCCCAAGUUCUAGUCUCGGUUUUUGAUAUUCUCCGAAGGAAAACGAUAAUCGACCCGAACGACUCCUCGUCCACUGUACUCACGCAUAUUCGAGGAGACAUCGAGUUUAAAAACGUGAGCUUUAGGUACCCCACGAGGCCCGAUAUAUCAGUUCUCGACGGAUUAAACCUGAAAGUGGCAAGAGGCGAGAGCAUGGCCAUUGUGGGCCCAAGCGGCUCGGGAAAAAGCACGGUAAUCUCUCUGCUGCUAAGAUUUUACGAACCCGACUCGGGAAAUGUUCUGAUCGAUGGGUAUGACAUUAGGACCUUAAAUUUAAAAUCUUUACGAGCAAAAAUCGGGUUAGUACAACAAGAACCGGCUUUAUUCUCCACGACAAUAUACGAGAACGUAAAGUACGGGCAUCCGAACGCUUCUGAAAUCGAGAUAACCGAUGCUUGUAAAGCGGCGAACGUGCACGAGUUUGUGAGCCGAAUGCCGGAGGGUUACUCGACCCGAGUCGGGGAAAAAGGGGUGCAGCUUUCUGGGGGCCAAAAGCAAAGGGUUGCGAUAGCGAGGGCCAUUCUGAAAGACCCGACGGUUCUUCUUCUGGACGAGGCGACGAGCGCGCUCGACACGGAUUCGGAGGCUCGGGUUUGGGAGGCGUUGGGUAGGGUUAUGAGGGGACGAACGACGGUGCUCGUGGCCCACCGGCUGUCGACUGUCAUGGGCGUCAAUGUAAUUACUGUUGUGCAGAAUGGGAAGGCUGUGGAGAGUGGGAGCCAUGAGGAGUUGGUCGGGAGAGAGGGUGGUGUUUAUUCUCAGCUGGUGAGUUUGCAGUGUGAGGAGAAAAAUGCAUGA